Molecule: messenger RNA, 2494 nt
Organism: Rosa rugosa (rugosa rose)
Lineage: Eukaryota; Viridiplantae; Streptophyta; Magnoliopsida; Rosales; Rosaceae
Exons: 9
Coding region: 153-2168 (671 amino acids)
Source: RefSeq, a predicted model, not a curated record
UCAAAUAAUUCGCACAACCAAAUCAUCAUUUCACAAAACAAACAAGAACCGAGAGACGAUUUGUGUUCCAAAAUCAAAAUCAACACUUUCACCGCCUCAACCGCUAAAUUAACCAAUCAUAAAAUCCUCACUCACACGUAAUAAUCCCCCAUAUGGCUUCUUCUUCAAUUCACUACGAUAUUCGCUGCGCCCUUCUUCUUCACUUGGCCACGUCAUCUUCAUCAUCGCCGUCGUCGUCGUCGCUAUCCACGAUUAGGACUCUCGGUCCCCACCGCAUCACCUCGCGCGCCUCCGCGGUGCGUCGGGUGCUGUCGUCGUUCUCCUCAUCGCCGCGGACGACGUCGUUCCGCGUCAGAGCUUUCUCCAAUGACGAGUCGAAAGAGGCCGUGGAGCUUCCGGAGAAGCCGUCGAUAUGCACCGCCGACGAGCUCCACUACGUCUCCGUGCCCGACUCCGAUUGGAGGCUCGCCCUCUGGCGCUACCGCCCUUGCCCCAAGGCCCCUCAGAGGAAUCACCCAUUGCUGCUAUUGUCUGGGGUGGGGACCAAUGCAAUUGGAUAUGAUCUCUCUCCUGAGUCGUCAUUUGCACGUUACAUGUCUGGGCAAGGAUUUGAGACAUGGGUUCUCGAAGUUCGUGGUGCUGGAUUGAGUGUUCAUGAAGCAAAUAGGAAACAAAUCCAGGAGUCUGCCCAUGCAAAAUCUGAACAAAUGGAAUCUGUGUCUAAGGGUGCAACAAAUGGAGCUUUUUCUGCAGAAAAACAGUCAAAUAGCUUCUCUGGUGCCCGUGCAAAAUCUGAACAGAUGGAAGCUGUUUCUCAGAGGGCAACUGAUGGAGCUAUUUCUACAGAAAAGCAGUCAAAUAGUUUUCCUGGUGCUCGUGCAAAAUCUGAACAGAUGGAAGCUGUUUCUCAGAGUGCAACUGAUGGAGCUAUUUCUACAGAAAAGCAGUCAAAUAGUUUUCCUGGUGCCUCAGCAUUUGAAACUCCUGUUCACAAAAUAAAUGAUCAGAUUUCAGCUGCCAAAGGAGACCUUACAAGUAUACCAACUGUAGGGGGCGAAUCAAAAUCCGUGACAAGUUUGACUGAAACUUUUACGCAGAUGUCAGAACGAUUGUCUGGCUUUCUUGGUGAAGGUCAAUCCAGUAUCAUCUCUGCUAAUUUACUUGAUCAAAUUUCAAAACUUUUUGCUGAUUCUACCUUAUCUGAGCGUUUCAAUGAUAUAAGCAAUAAGCUUUCAAGCCUCUUAGAGACAAGACAAAACUCUGCUAUUGCUAGCCAAAUCAGAGACCUCAGUCAAAGGCUUGUGAAUAUAAUUGAAGAAGGUCAGCGGUCUGUUUCUCCAUCACUGUUUGACUUGCAAGAGCGUCUUUCUUCCACACUAGAAGAUUUUCAGAAGCAACUUGACUUGAUGGUGAAGUAUGACUGGGACUUUGAUCACUACCUUGAAGAGGAUAUACCUGCUGUGAUGGAGUAUAUAUUGGCAGAAAGUAAGCCGAAAGAUGGGAAGUUGUUAGCUAUUGGGCACUCAAUGGGUGGGAUCUUGCUUUAUGCAAUGCUUUCACGAUGUGGUUCUGAAGGAAGAACGUGCAACCUAGCAGCUGUUGUAACGCUGGCCUCAUCACUUGAUUACACAUCUUCGAAAUCAACUCUCAAAUUGCUUAUACCACUUGCAGACCCCGCCCAGGCUCUCAAUGUCCCUGUUGUUCCUUUGGGGACAUUAUUGGCAGCGGCUUAUCCUCUCUCAUCCCGCUCUCCUUAUGUCUUAUCUUGGCUCAAUGAUCUGAUUUCAGCAGAGGGCAUGAUGCAUCCAGAAUUAUUGAAAAAGCUGGUUUUGAAUAACUUUUGCACAAUACCAGCAAAACUUCUGUUGCAGCUAACAACAGCUUUUAAGGAGGGUGGAUUACGUGACAGGAGUGGCACCUACUUGUAUAAGGAUCAUAUACAUAAAAGCAAUGUCCCUAUUUUGGCUCUUGCUGGAGAUAAGGAUCUAAUAUGCCCUCCUGAAGCUGUUGAAGAAACUGUUAAGGUAAUACCAGAGCACCUGGUUACAUAUAAAGUUUUUGGAGAAUCUGGAGGUGCACACUAUGCUCAUUAUGAUUUGGUAGGAGGCCGAAUGGCAGCAGAGCAAGUCUAUCCCUGUAUAAUUGAAUUUCUUAGUCAGCAUGACUGAAGAUUGAUUACCUGAAACCAUGAAACUUAAAUCGCUGUCAAAUCAUUACUGGACCAAGCCUGAUCUUAGAACAGGCUUUGAAAGCUGCCAUCAUUGAUACUGUCACACAUGCUCAUCAUGUUGUUAGGAUUUCUGGUGCAGAGAAGCAUUACUAGCAGAAAGAGACACUAAAUUAACAAGAAGAGUGCACAGGAGAUGUUUUUCUUCCGAGAGCGGAAUGCACAGUUAUUUUAUAAACACAGUUCUGUUCACCGCCACUCGUGGAUAAUUUGUAGAUGUAUAUUCAUGAUAAUUUGUUCAUAAAAGGUCAUUUGUUGUUUUCUGUA